This is a messenger RNA of Cajanus cajan (pigeon pea), 1039 nucleotides long. RefSeq lists its product as uncharacterized. The record is from RefSeq and is a predicted model, not a curated record. Gene Ontology annotation, biological process: lipid metabolic process. Lineage: Eukaryota; Viridiplantae; Streptophyta; Magnoliopsida; Fabales; Fabaceae.
GUUAUCUGUUUUCCAGGAUUUUCUUUUCCGUGGGGGGCGGAGAGCAUGAACUGAAUUAAUUGUAUUUUUUUUUUGGCUUGAUUAUACCAAGUCAAUUAAGAAUUGUGCCUCGUAAUUUUUGAAGUGCAUAAGUAACCAUGGAAGGGAGAUUGGGACUCUUGUUUCUUGUUGUAUUGGGUGCUGCCUGGGCUUGUGAUGCAAGAAAACUGGCUAACACUGAUCAAUUGAGCAAUACAGCAAACACUGGGAUUUAUGAACCAAGCAGAAAACCAGAUGUGUGUGUACUUUGUGAGGAAUAUACUGCCAAGGCAGUUGAUUAUCUAAAUGAAAACAAGACACAGCAAGAGAUCAUUGAUAUCCUGCACAAUACUUGCCACCAACUUGCCUCUUUUAAACAGAAGUGCAUAGCUUUGGUGGACUAUUAUGCUCCCCUUUUCUUCUUAGAAUUAGCUACAAUUCAGCCUGGAGAGUUCUGCCACAAGGUGAAUCUCUGUCAGCACGUUACAUAUAUUUCCUUGCAAGUUCAAGAAGAUAGCUGUGAGUUUUGCCAAGAUACUGUUUCAACUUUGCUGGCUAAGUUGAAAGAUAGAGACACUAGGCUAGAGAUAAUUGAGACAUUACUGAAGGUGUGCAAUUCAGUGGAGAAGUAUGCGAAUAAGUGCAAGAGGAUGGUUUUCGAGUAUGGACCCUUGGUGUUUAACCAUGCUGAAAAAUUCCUGGAGAAGACAGAUAUAUGCACUGCUAUACAUGCAUGCAAAUCUUCAACAGUGACUGCCCAGCAAGCCUUUCUUUCAGACUCUUAAUUAUAGAAACAAAUCUCUAGCACUAGCAGAUAUGUGUUUUACUUGUUGCUGAAAGCUUUCCAUUUAUGCAAUAUAAUAAUCAAAUCUGAUACAUUAUAAAUGUAAAGUUUUUAUUAUUAAAAAAGUUGAGACUUCCUGUGUAGUGGUGGUUGUGAUACUUUUUAAUUAUUGACAAUACAUUAUUGGAUGUUUACGGGCAGUUUUCAAAAGAAAAUCCGUAUAUAUUUUACGGUAUA